AUGGGAACUUCUGGCGAACCUUCAAAGCUCCACAUCUUCCUCUUCCCUUACAUGGCUCAUGGCCACAUGAUACCAACUCUUGACAUGGCCAAGCUCUUUGCCACCAAAGGAGCCAAAUCCACUAUCCUAACGACACCUCUCAACGCCAACAUCCUCGAGAAACCCAUCAAAUCAUUCAACCAGGACAACCCUGGACUCGAAGACAUCACUAUCCAUAUCCUAGAUUUCCCUUGCACAGAGCUAGGUUUGCCCCAAGGAUGCGAGAACACCGAUUUCUUCUUCUCUAAUCCUGACCUAAACACAGGUGACUUGAACCGAAAGUUUUUAUUUUCAAUGGAAUAUUUCAAAGAGCAGUUAGAGCAGCUUCUUGAGACAGUGAGACCAGACUGUCUUGUCGCCAAUAUGUUCCUCCCUUGGGCGACUAAAGUCGCUGAGAAACUCCACAAGCCUUACGAGAAAGUUGCUUCGAGUUCUGAGCCCUUUGUGAUCCCUGAACUCCCGGGAGAUAUUGUGAUCACAGAGGAACAGGUUAUAGAGAAAGAAGAAGAGUCUUUGAUGGGGAAGUUUAUGAAGGAACUGAGAGAUUCAGAGAGAAGUAGCUUUGGUGUGUUGGUGAACAGCUUCCACGAGCUUGAACCUGCCUACUCCGAUUUUUACAAGAGUUCUGUGGCCAAAAGGGCUUGGAGUAUCGGUCCGCUUUCUUUAGGGAACAGAGAGUUCAAGGAGAAAGCAGAGAGGGGUAAAAAGGCUAGCAUCGAUGAGCAUGAAUGUUUGAAAUGGCUUGAUUCCAAAAAACGUGAAUCAGUGAUUUACUUGUCCUUUGGAACUAUGUUGAGCUUCAACAACGAGCAGCUGAUUGAGAUUGCAGCUGGCUUGGAAAUGUCAGGACAUGAUUUUAUAUGGGUGGUUAACAAAAGUGUAAGCCAAGGUGAGAAGGAAGAGUGGUUACCAGAGGGGUUUGAAGAGAAGACCAAAGGAAGAGGAUUGAUAAUCCGUGGGUGGGCGCCACAAGUGCUGAUACUAGAACACCAAGCAGUUGGAGGGUUUUUGACUCACUGCGGAUGGAACUCACUUCUAGAAGGUGUAGCAUCAGGCUUACCAAUGGUGACAUGGCCCAUUGGAGCCGAGCAGUUCUACAACGAGAAGUUGGUAACACAAGUGUUGAAAACAGGAGUGAGUGUAGGAGUAAAGAAGAUGAUGAAACCUGUUGGAGAUUUCAUUAGCAAAGAGAAAGUGGAGAAAGCUGUAAGGGAAGUGAUGGCUGGAGAAGAGAUGAGGAAACGGGCUAAGCAGUUAGCUGAUAUGGCGAAAGAUGCGGUGAGAGAAGGUGGAUCUUCAGAUAUUGAGGUGAAUAGGUUGAUGGAAGAGCUUAAGUUGGUUAGGUUGCAAAGAGAAGAGGAAAAAAGAAGUUGAUCUUUUUGUCUAAGUUUAGGAACAAAUGUUAUUGAACAACAACAAUGCUUUUGUGCUG
Molecule: messenger RNA, 1471 nt
Organism: Eruca vesicaria subsp. sativa (arugula)
Lineage: Eukaryota; Viridiplantae; Streptophyta; Magnoliopsida; Brassicales; Brassicaceae
Source: the annotation of a GenBank genome assembly